Messenger RNA from Cotesia congregata, 4185 nucleotides. The record is from the annotation of a GenBank genome assembly. NCBI's taxonomy places the organism in Eukaryota, Metazoa, Arthropoda, Insecta, Hymenoptera, Braconidae.
AUGCUGUUCCUAGAACUAUUGUUCCCGGAACUGCUGUUAAGGAAUUCCUGUUCCUUAAAUUACGGAAAUAAAAAACGAACUGUCUUUCCUUUAAGAAAACCAGUAUUAGAAGCCGACCUACUCCCAAUAGACGCUAGUGACAACAAUCGGUACAUAAAUCUCAGCAAAGUUGACCAGCGCACUGUCGAUUUGGUAGCUAUGGGUGACAGAAAAAUAAGUUCUUUGACCCACGAGCUUUCAAAACUGAAGAACGAGCUGUCUCAACAGAAAGACAACAUUGUUUUAUACCGAGAGCAGCUGGCGUUGAAGGACAAGGAAGUGUACAGAUUAAAAAAAAUAGUAGAAGCUAAGAUCGGCAAGAACUGCACUUGCAGAAAGAACGAGCGGUGUGUCGAGUGUAAUUUACUCGGUUCGAAUAAAUUAUCUGAAAUAAACGAGGUGAGAGUUCUGCAGCAGGCGAAGCUGAACCUGGAACAGCAGCUAAGAGACGCUCUGGACAAGCAGCAUGACGCAAUGACCCAGGCGAUGAAACUCGCAGAGAGGAAUGAGGAACUGGAGAAGGAAUUGAAGGACAUUGACCAUAUUGCCCUGGCUGUUGAAGCUGACUGCAAUUCUACUGUCAAGGAAAACAACAAACGCGUCAGCCAGCUUCAGGAAAAAUUGGAGAACACCAUGGCCCAGAUCAGGCAGCUGGAGACCAAUUUGUUGGGUGAAAAACGGACCAGUCAGGAACUCAGAGCUGAUUUGGAGAGCUGCAGAGCUGAGAAAAGAAAUAUUCAGCGCUCGCUGGAUAAUCUUGAAGAGGAAAAUCGCCAGCUGACCAACAGGCUUAAUGAUUUGAAUAUUAUAGACAAAAGGCUGUCUCAUGACACUUCCAGCAAGGUAGCUGAAAAAGCAGACAAGAUUAAACAAUUGGAGAAAACUAUUCAUCAGCUUGAGAGAGACAAAAAUUAUUAUCGGGAAGAAUGGAACAAAGUUUUGAGCCAGAGGAAAGAUGCAGACACGACUGAAUUAUGGAGCCAAAUUUGUGAAUUAAAGCAACAAUUAAACGAAAAAGAAUUGAAAAUCAUGGAACUUCAACGAGAACGCAAGGAACUCGCUCGUGAAAAAUUCGAACUUGAAAAUAAGCUCCAAACUUGCAGAAGUGUCGGUUCCUGUGGUUGUUUUUCAGAGAACGGUUCCAGGAACUCUCAGUUGAAGGUUCUGGAACGGGAACGAGACUCUGCGCGCACUGACGUCAACCGUUUGACGGAAGAGCGCGACAUCUUGCGCGAGCGUCUUAAAUUGGCGACGGACGCUCACACUAGUGAGCAAAGAAGGCUCCGGGAACGGCUCAGAGAUUUGGAACUGAAGCUUGAAGAUGUAGAACGCGAGAAACAUAAUUAUAUUUUGUCCCAAGAAAGCCGCAGGUCUGCUCUUACUGGCUUGGAAGAUCAGUUAGAAGAUGUAAAGGAAGAGUUGAGGAGAACUAAGCAAGAGUUGACUUCUCAGAGGACUCAGUACUUUCAACUGAGAGCGUUGCAAGAUCAGACAGACCAAGCACUAGGAGAUGUCCAAAGUCAAUUACAUCAUUCAGAAGCUGAGUUAACAAAAGCAGUGGAACAUAGCCGAGAUAUGGAACAGCAGAACAUACAGUUAAAUAAUGUAGUCAAGGAACAGAAACAAGAGAUUAAUACUUUGAGAACUAGUAUGGCGAGAUUGGAUCGUGAAAAGGAUCAAUUACUUAUGGAACUUGAUGAAAAAACAGAAAAAAUUGCAGGACUAGAACGCGAAGUAAUGUUGAAAGAACAACAAGCUAGUGGGAUUGAGCAACAACUUCGUGACAUGCAGCGGAAAAAUCAGAUCUGCGUGGACCAGACCGCAGAGCAGGAGCGCCAGUUGCGCAACCUACAGAUGGAACUGGAGAACAGCAGCCGACAGAUGGCAGCAGCGGCCAAUGACCGAGACAACGCUCUGAUGGAGAACCGACGGCUUCAGGAUGAAUUAGCAGCGGUAACUUGUGAGUUCAGGACGCUCCAGCGUGAGCUGGAGGCUUCCAAGGCUGAGUCUCAUGACCUGAAGAGACAAUUGCAGACUUAUGAAAACGAACGCACAGAAAUGCUGAACCACUACAGAAGUCUCAGUUUAGAAGCGACAGUCCUGGAAAACAACAACCACAGUUUAGAAUCCGAAGCUGCCGAAGCUAGAGGCGCGUUGCAGUCCGCGAGGGACCGAUUGGUCGAUCUGGAACGCCAAUUGGCGGACAAAGAUUGUCUAAUUAGAGGUUAUGAAGCUCAGAUAACAGAACUGACUCAGAACGUUGCCAGCUUGGAGACCCAAAUUCGCCAGCAACUGGAACUCAGAGGAACAGCGGAAACUGAUUUAAAUGCGGUUCGGGAUCUUUGUGUUCAGUUAGAUCAGCAGAAAGAGGCGCUAAAGAAGGAAAUUAAUGACAAAGAUGCGAUUAUUGCGCAAUGUGAAGCUAAAUUGUCGAGAUUCAAAGCUGAGAACAAUGCUGUGCAUGAUCAGAAGAGCCGAGAUCAUGUUACCAUUGAUAGGCUGCAGAUGCUCCUGGACCAGGCUCGGCGCGAGUCGAUUAAUUAUCAGAAGAACAACCAGGAACUGCUUAAUGAAAUUGAUAGGCUAAAACAACGGAUUGACGAUUUGCAAAAUAGAUUGUCUUCGGAGUCUGCGGAACUUCAGCGCUGUCAGAACCAAGCUGCGGAAUACAGCAACCAGGUGGCGGAACUAAGACGGAAAGUUACUGAUGAAAGAAGCUAUCCAUACAGUGACCAAAUGCACAUGUCAGGAGAACCAGCGCCAACGGGAAUAUCGCCAUCUUCUCGAGAAUUUACGCCCCAGGAACUAGGAACAAACAUCAGAUUUCGUGAUGGCGGGCAUCCGGAUACUCUACGGGAUUUCACGGCAACAACAAAAGGUUUGCAGCUUAGCAAGUCUAUCGAUGGCUGCCCUGCUUCAAAGUGUGACAAGUCUAUUAGUACAGAUGCUGAAAAAACUAGAAGGAAAAAAACACAAACUGAUAAAAAUUUUAAACCUCGGCUGGUUGAUGCUGCAGUUUCGGUUCCUGCCGUUGCUGAUGCUAGUGUCUCAAUUCAUGAGUUAUCAAAUUCGGUGGAAGAAAUUUUUGAAGUUCCUAAUGUUCCACGUGUUCCAAAUGUUCCACCGGUUCCUGAUGUUCCAUAUGUUCCACCGGUUCCAAAUGUUCCAUAUGUUCAACCGGUUCCACAUGUUCCUAUGGUUCCAAACGUUCCAGUGGUUCCAAAUGUUCCAAUGGUUCCACAUGUUCCAAAUGCUCCGGUGGUUCCACAUGUUCAAAAUGUUCCAGUGGUUCCAAAUGUUCCACAUGUUCCAGUGGUUCCAAAUGUUUCACAAGUUCCAAAUGUUCCUAAUAGACAACAAGAUAACCGACUAGCUAAUGACACCCAGCGUCAAGUUCCAGGAACAUCAAGAGAUAAGAACAUUAAGAACAAUGACCCUGUUCCUGGAACAAGUGGAAUUCAAUCCAAGAAGCGUGGUAGGCCUAGAAAAGACCCAGAUGAUUGUGGUUGUACAGUAGAAAUACAACUACCCAACUGUAGGGUCCAAGUUCCAGCGGAACCACCGGAACCACCGGAACAAGAUGAAAACGAGGAACCGUCUGAUCCCAGUGACUUAUUAAGCAGAACUUUCGAGCGAGUUAACGAUCUCACUAGAACGGUUCAAGACAGAUUGAACUCAAUGAGCUUUAGCGGAGAAGCUUCUCAACCUUCCAGAGGGCGCGACUCGUUCCGAAGGUCUGGAAUUUCCGAGAACGAAAAUGAAGUCAUCGUUGAAGAGUCCAGACUUCCAGCGCCACCUAGGCCUCCAAAACAAAAGAAACCUCCUAAAGAGAAUCAAUGUGACCUCACUAGAUGUCACAAGUGCCCUAUGGUGCGCCCUCCGCGGCAGCACGUGCAAUUACUCCGGCGAAAUAUUCAACCAAUCCACACUUCAAGUCCCGUUCUCAGCAGCCACGCCAUCUCGCGGCCAAACCACCGGUACCACUUGCGCUCUCAUGCUAAAACAGUUUACAAGAUUGAAGAUGGCGCUGCAAAAGUUAUUUCUCAGACCUGGGAAGAAAGUUCUAGUUCCGGAUCAGAGGUGGCGCCAGUGAGGAGAAAAAAAUCACGGAAAUUGUCGGAUUAUUCAGAUUUUCUAUACACAUAA